AUAAGAAUAAAUAAAUUGAUAAAGAAUAAUAAAGCUGCUAAAAUGCUAGCCUGGCUUCUGCACAGACAAUUUGUUUAUGAGUAGAGAAGUUUCUGCUCAAAGACGAGGAGCAAGUUGGCUCCAUGUGCAACAGAAGCUCACCUUCCCCAGAACAUGUCGAAGGGGAAGGGGCGUCUAAGGCCCAGGACAACCUUUCUCCCCUCAACCAACCCCAGAGAGCUUCCCUCUGUUGGAGAAGCCUUUCAAAGAUGGGGUGGAAAUUCACUUGAAGUGGCUUUGAAGCCACCAAGGCGCUACUUCCCUUCCGGGGGAGAACCAGAAGGGAUUGGCAGGAAUCAAGCAGCCCAGACCCACCCAAAGCAGCCGGAGGGUGGGCUUGAGAAAACCCUCCCCAUCGCAGGCUCCACCAGUCUCUGUCUCUAGCAGCCUCCAGGAAACAAGAUCUCACCAUCAUGUAUCCCGUUCACAGUAAUGAGGAUGGCAUUUCUCAGCAUUCUCCAUUGAUUGAUUUUUAUUUAUUCAUAUUUAUUCCUUUAUUUAUUGAUGUACUGAAUCUAUAUAUCGCCCUACCCCUGGAGGUCUCAAGGCGGUUCAAAAUAUAAAACCACAACAUAUAUAAUCAAAAUAAAAACAACAAGCCAAUAAUGCCCCCCACCCCCACAUUUUAAAAGGGCUUAGGAUGCCUGGGAUACAAGGCUGGGACGCCUUCAUCUGGCUGUUGUCCAUCCCUGACUCUCCCACCUCUUCUUAAAAACCUCCAAUGAAUCAUAGAAUGGGAGCCUUGGAAAGGGACACCAAGGUCCUCUAGUCCAACCCUCUGCAAUGCAGGAAUCUCAGCUAAAGAAUCCCAACAGAUGGCCAUCCAAACUCUGCUUAAAAACCUCCAAAGAAGGAGUGUCCAUGGUUGGAUCCAGCUCCUUCUUUGGUGCUUGUGAGCAAAGUUCAGGCCAAACUUCCAACUCCCAAACACACCCCUUGACUUCUGUCCAACAUGUUUUUCUCCAGCUCUGCACCUGCCACUUGAGCCAUUCAAAACUCCAGAAAGUUAUUGUGGUGAAACUUAUUCCACUUAGAAUAGUCGAAAUUAUAGUGAUCUCAUCUUCUAAAAGCUCAGGAGAUAUUUCUGGAAAUUGCAUGAGCCUCGGAAAGCAACAACAGCAUGGCAAUAUUAAUUGAAGUGUGACUGGGAAAGAAAAAGUUGGUGCAGAUAAUUUUUCCUGUGUUGGAGACAGACUGAGUCAAGAUGCAGAGCUGGCGAAAGAGGGGUGUGCCUGCCUUGUGCUUCCUAGCUCCGAAGGUAGAGUUGAAAACCACCCAGAUUGGGAAAGCCCAGGCAGUCUGGCCUUGCAAGAGUCUUUGGGUUCUUCUGCUUUGCCUCCUUGGCAGGUAAGAGGAGGAGGAGGCACAGCCAGAAUGAGAUCCCUGCUCCUUCUGUUGUUGUUGCUGCUUCUGCUGCUCAUGAUGCCCUUUGGAGUCUGCGGGAACCACAAGGCGAAAUGCCCCUUGAAUCUGGUCAGGGAUGAAACGGAUGCUCGCAAUUACUACUGGCCUGGACACUUUCUCAUCAGUGGGAUCAUAUCUCCAAAACGCUUAUAUAAGGAAACUCCAUACGUCUUUUCUCAGACACCCUUCGCCAGGACUGAGAGGGAGUCACCUAGGCUCUAUUCGUACAUGUUGUCUUUCCCGCUCACCAUCCAAGAGAUCAACCAGGAUCUCAGGCUCUUACCCAACAUCACCCUGGGCUACAACCUCUAUGAGAACUAUUUAGAUGCAAGGAUGACUUCGGACGCCAUGCUAGAGCUGCUUGCAGGCAGUGGAUGCAAUAUUCCCAAUUAUCACUGUGGAGAACAGAAUCCCCUGCUGGCUGUUCUUGAAAGAAGCAACACUUUCAUCUCAAGAGUGAUUUCAGCCUUGUCAGACAUCUACAAAAUCCCUCAGAUCAGUUAUGGCUUCACUGCCCAGGUUCUCGAAGGUAAAACCCUGUUCCCUUUUGUCUACCGGAUGACUCCCAAAGAGGAAAGUCAGUACCAGGGGAUUGUUGAAUUGCUCCUGCAUUUUGGAUGGACGUGGAUUGGCCUCUUCACUCCAGACAAUGACAGUGGAGAAAGAUUUGUGAGCGCUGUGAAACCUCUGAUGCUCAGCAAAGGGAUCUGCAUUGCUUUAUCAAAAAGAGUACCAGAAAAUGAUCCAAAUCAAUUUAUCAGGCCUGGGGAACCUUUUUUCCUAUGGAGACAAGUUGGGGUAUUUUUUUACUAUGUAACCAAUGCAAUGGGCAUCGUUCUACUCCUGGCAAUAAACAUAGUAUAUGAGAAGGAAAUAGGGGCAAAAGUCUGGAUCACAACAGCUUUGCGAGAAAUCGGAACUGGCUAUUACAUCCCUCCAAAUGGCUUCCAGUACCUCCAUGGUUCUCUGUCCUUUGCAAUUCAGACCGGAAUAAGGAGCAGCAAAGGUGACAACUAUAAUUCACCGUCCAAUCUUGUGGAUUCUUUGGAUGAAGCGUUUCAGUGUUCAUAUUCAAAGCAUUUGUUGUCUGUGAAAGGCAGGAUAAGAUGCAAAGAGGAGGAGAAACUGGAGCCAUUAUCCCAAUGGGAGCCUGAGAGAGUCCUGUUUGUAGACAGCUAUGGCACUUACAUCAAUGUUCACACUGUGGCUCAGGCCUUGCAUGCUUCACUUUCAUCGAGAUCCCAGAGGAGGCUGAUGGUGGAGGAAGGAGAGCAAUGGGGACCCCAAAGGCUACAGCCGUGGCAGCUUCACCCUUUCUUAAGAGAAAUCCGGUGUCUGAAUACUUCCAGAGGCAGGCUGUGCUUGGAUGAGAACUGGGAGCUGCCAGGAGACUUCGAUAUUUUGAACUGGGUGAUGUCUCCCAAUAAGUCUCAUGUCGCUGUGAAAAUUGGGAAUAUAAGGAGAGAGACGUCUGCUAGCAUAAAGUUCACCAUUAACCCAGAAGCUAUUGAGUGGCCCAAGAAAUUCAACAAGGCCGUACCUCGUUCCAGGUGUACAGAAAGAUGUCGACCUGGCUAUGCCAAGGUGGUUCUAGAAGGAGAGCCCAUUUGCUGCUAUGCUUGUGCUCGGUGUGCGGAAGGGACCUUCUCCGCCCAGGAAGAUGCAGAACAUUGCACCAAAUGCCCAGAAGAUCAACAUUCAAACAAGGACAGAGAUCAAUGUGUCCCCAAGAUUGUCAUCUUCCUGACUUAUGGAGAAUAUCUGGGAAUUGUUUUAGCUUCCAUUGCCCUCUUCUUGUCCUUAACAGCAAGCAUUGUGUUGGGAAUCUUCAUUAAAUACAAGGAAACUCCCAUAGUCAAAGCCAACAACCGGGACCUCUCCUACAUCCUGCUUGUCUCCCUCCUGCUUUCCUUUUUGUCCUCCUUCCUCUUCAUCGGGCGCCCAAGGAAAGAGACCUGCCUUCUCCGACAAACGGUCUUCAGCAUCAUCUUCUCAGUUGCUGUUUCUUCUGUCUUGGCAAAGACCAUCACGGUGGUGCUGGCCUUCCUGGCCACAAAGCCCGGGAACAGGGUGAGGAGAUGGCUGGGCAAGAGUCUGGCCAACUCCAUUGUCAUCUCCUGUUCUGGGGGGCAAGUUCUCAUCUGCACCAUCUGGCUGGGCUCUUCUCCCCCAUUCCCAGAGCCCGACAUGCACUCCCAGGUGGAAGAGAUCAUCCUGCAAUGCAACGAAGGGUCUGUGGCCAUGUUUUACGUUGCCCUCAGCUACAUGGGCUUCUUGGCUGCCACCUGCUUCACGGUGGCUUUCCUAGCCAGGAAGCUGCCUGGCUCCUUCAACGAAGCCAAGCUGAUCACCUUCAGCAUGCUGGUCUUCUGCAGUGUUUGGGUCUCUUUUGUGCCCACCUACCUGAGCACCAAGGGCAAGUACAUGGUAGCCGUGCAGAUCUUCUCUAUGUUGGCCUCCAGUGCUGGGCUUCUGGGCUGCAUCUUCCUUCCCAAGUGCUACAUUAUUGUGCUGAGGCCUGAUCUGAACUCAAAGGAGCACCUGACAACAAAAUCUUAAGAUUUCUGGUCUUUAGAGAAGUCUUUACCAGCCAUUUUGCAUACAGCAUGAAGGCUGAAAAUGAAUUUAAAGUAGCAGCAACAUCCACAAAACCUCUGGGCUUGAUUUUCAGCCGGUAUCCCAUGGGAUACCUGAUCAAAUGUGUUGGUCUUUAUGCCGGUAUUUUAUUUUCAGAAUAACCAGGACUCUGUUUU
Messenger RNA from Podarcis raffonei (Aeolian wall lizard), 4196 nucleotides. Its product is annotated as vomeronasal type-2 receptor 26-like. Gene Ontology annotation, cellular component: membrane. Gene Ontology annotation, biological process: G protein-coupled receptor signaling pathway. Lineage: Eukaryota; Metazoa; Chordata; Lepidosauria; Squamata; Lacertidae. Bases 1414 to 4002 code for a protein of 862 amino acids. The transcript is spliced from 6 exons. The record is from RefSeq and is a predicted model, not a curated record. Gene Ontology annotation, molecular function: G protein-coupled receptor activity.